UGAGUUGAUAAGAAGGAGAUGCAAAGCAUUAAAAAAUGGCCGCCAUCACAAAUACUAGUCAACACGAAGAACAACCCUAUUAUUGCAUCUUUGCUGUUUUAUCUGUUUCAUUGUAUGUAUAUAAGCCAAAGUUAUUAAUCUGUGUUCGGACAAGAAGAGAGAUUCUCAGAUUCAUAAUUACAUAGCUCGCCGAAACUGCAGACCUUGUUGUUAUUAGAAAAUGGAGAGCAGCGCCGUUCUUGCAAGCAUUCGACUAAGUUACCCGAUCUACCCUUCCCGCCACUCUUCCCCUCUUCUCUCUCACCCGUCGAGGCCUUCUCUUUCUCUCAAGCUCCAGAAGCAGUUUCCUCUCACCUCCCAGAAUGUUCUGGAAGCCGCUUCUCCUCUCAGGCCUUCUGCCACUCUCUCUAAUUCCUAUAGUGAAACGAUUGAAUUAGCUGACAUAGAUUGGGACAACCUUGGAUUUGGCAUUCAACCUACUGAUUAUAUGUAUAUCAUGAAAUGCCCUCAAGGUGGUACUUUCUCUAAAGGUGAACUAAAGCGUUUUGGGAACAUUGAAUUGAACCCCUCCGCUGGAAUUUUAAACUACGGCCAGGGAUUAUUUGAGGGUUUGAAAGCCUACCGUAAACAAGAUGGGAAUAUUCUCCUCUUCCGUCCUGAAGAAAAUGCUUUGCGGAUGAAGAUGGGCGCGGAGAGGAUGUGCAUGCCAUCACCUACUGUAGAGCAGUUUGUGGAAGCCGUAAAAGAUACUGUAUUAGCAAACAAACGUUGGGUUCCUCCUUCAGGUAAAGGUUCCUUGUAUAUUAGACCUUUGCUAAUGGGAAGUGGAGCUGUACUUGGUCUUGCACCUGCUCCAGAGUACACCUUCCUAAUAUAUGUUUCACCGGUUGGAAACUACUUCAAGGAAGGUUUGGCCCCGAUCAAUUUGAUUGUUGAGAAUGAAUUGCAUCGUGCAACUCCUGGUGGCACUGGAGGUGUGAAGACCAUUGGAAACUAUGCUGCAGUUCUGAAGGCACAGUCUGUAGCAAAAGCCAAAGGCUACUCUGAUGUUUUAUACCUUGACUGUGUAAACAAAAGAUAUUUGGAGGAGGUUUCUUCCUGCAACAUUUUUGUUGUCAAGGGUAACAUUAUUUCAACUCCAGCUAUUAAAGGGACUAUCCUACCUGGCAUUACUCGAAAAAGUAUAAUUGACGUUGCUCGAAGCCAAGGGUUCCAGGUUGAGGAGCGAUUAGUGUCAGUGGAUGAAUUGCUAGACGCUGAUGAAGUCUUCUGCACGGGAACAGCUGUGGUUGUAUCACCUGUUGGCAGUGUUACUUAUCUCGGCAAGAGGGUAUCAUAUGGAGACGGUAUUGGAGUGGUUUCACAGCAACUUUAUACUGUCCUUACGAGAUUACAGAUGGGUCUUACAGAGGAUGAGAUGGAUUGGACUGUUGAGCUGAGAUAAGCACAUGAAGAAUAGCUUGCAGUGCAUCUUUUGUGGAAAACUCAUUGAAUCUCCGAGCUCUGGAAGUUGUUUUUAAAAUUUUGCUUUCACAUUUGAUGAGCUGCUGUAAGAUAGUUACUCUCGUGGGCUAUUGAAUGACUGUAGCAAGAACAUAAAAAACACUUGUACAUUUGUUUAUUUUCUUGCCAGCUGGAGAAGUCGUUAUCAGUGGAUUAGUAGCUUUUAUUUUGGUUGAAAAGUGGGCGUAGAUGCAGCAGAAUAUAUUGAGGCCCCAAACAUGCUCAAUUGGGGUGUGUGCUGGAGUUUUAACUGGUUCACCUUUAAUGCCUUCCCUCUUCAGGACACUAAUCUGAAAAAUGGCUCUCAUGCGUGGAAAAGGUUCAUUUUCCCUUUCGUUAUAACCGUAACGUUGUCGACGAAAUUAAGACCGUUGGUUAGUGGUACCGGCAUAUAUCUUGUUAGAAUCGAGACCAUCAUAUAUUGGUCUCUUCUAUUUGUUGACUAAAUAAACCAACCAUGUAUGCAAUUUGGAGUGACAAACCUAUUAGGCCUCUUAUAUUCAAAUUCCACCCUAUUGAUUACAAACCUAUUUACAAGAGCUCUAUUAGGCCUUUCAAUUGAAAGGUGUAGGGAAAUUCAAAGCUUCUUGUAAUAGAGAUGACAAAAUUUUCCGGAAGGAUCCCU
Messenger RNA from Gastrolobium bilobum, 2128 nucleotides. RefSeq names its product branched-chain amino acid aminotransferase 2, chloroplastic-like. The record is from RefSeq and is a predicted model, not a curated record. The transcript is spliced from 10 exons. Lineage: Eukaryota; Viridiplantae; Streptophyta; Magnoliopsida; Fabales; Fabaceae. Gene Ontology annotation, cellular component: chloroplast. Gene Ontology annotation, biological process: branched-chain amino acid metabolic process. Gene Ontology annotation, molecular function: branched-chain-amino-acid:2-oxoglutarate transaminase activity. Bases 221 to 1444 code for a protein of 407 amino acids.